Momordica charantia (bitter melon) is the source of this 721-nucleotide messenger RNA. Its product is annotated as MICOS complex subunit MIC10. Gene Ontology annotation, cellular component: mitochondrion; MICOS complex; mitochondrial inner membrane. The record is from RefSeq and is a predicted model, not a curated record. Lineage: Eukaryota; Viridiplantae; Streptophyta; Magnoliopsida; Cucurbitales; Cucurbitaceae.
UCAAAGGGGCCGGAGCGCGAAGCGAAGCCGGACAGAGAACCGACGGAAACCCUCGUAAUACGGCAAUUCCCACCCACAGCGCCAGAAGAGUUGCAGGAAACCAAAAUCAGACGACGGAGGUUUGAGGUAGCAGAAGAAGAAGAAGUUUAUCCCUUCAUAGCGUGAGACGGUUCCUUUCUGGAGAUGGCUGAGAACAACGGGCGUGAUUUGAAUGCCAAGUGGGACGCUUGCCUUGAUUUGACGCUGCGUCGAUUCGUCUACUCUUCCUUGGCUGGUGCAUUUGGCGGCCUCCUUUUCUUCAGGAGUCCUGUGACUCGUUGGGCAUCUAUAGCUUUUGGUGCUGGAUUGGGUAUUGGAUCAGCAUACACAGAUUGUAAUUCUUUAUUUGAAGGUUCCACAGCAAAAUUAGCAUCUCCAAAACUCACAGAGUCUCACCCCUCACAGGAGGGUCAAGAUUAGGCACAAAUGGUGUGAGAAGCAAGCUGUCUUGAGGUUGAAUGGAUGUAAAACCGUAAUUUACUUGAGAUUGUUCAAGCUUCCGUUUCCCAUGUUUGGUUUCCCUUGUGUAAUACAAACAUUUUUCCUUAUAGACAUUAUAAUUCAUCUCCAUGCACACUGCAUAUUUUUGUGGGCAUCUGUAACCUUUUCCAGUCGCUAAUACCGAGUUUAGUUAGCAGAAGAGGAAAAAGAAAAUCAAUAAGUACUCUUCUUGCAAUCCUCA